Abrus precatorius (Indian licorice) is the source of this 11053-nucleotide messenger RNA. Its product is annotated as BEACH domain-containing protein C2-like. The transcript is spliced from 36 exons. Lineage: Eukaryota; Viridiplantae; Streptophyta; Magnoliopsida; Fabales; Fabaceae. Gene Ontology annotation, molecular function: protein binding; nucleic acid binding. The record is from RefSeq and is a predicted model, not a curated record.
AUGGCUUUAUUUUCAGAUUUGUUGGGUCAUUGUAUUGAGAUUUUUAUGGAUGAUUUUUCUGUAUAUGGCACCACAUUUGACAGUUGUGUACAUAACUUGAAUUUAGUUUUACAGAGAUGCAGGAAGGCCAAUUUGAUUUUAAAUUGGGAAAAGUGCCAGUUCAUGGUGGAUGAAUGCAUUGUUUUGAGGCACAAGGUAUCAGGAAAAGGUAUUGAAGUAGAUCCUGCCAAGAUUGAGGUUAUUUCUAAACUUCCUCCCCCAAUAAGCGUUAAGGCAGUUAGAAGUUUUCUAGGGCAUGCUGGGUUCUAUAGGAGGUUCAUACAAAACUUCUCAAAAAUAGCAAAACAUCUUUCUGAAUUGUUGGCUAAAGAUGUAGAAUUUAAAUUUGAUGAAACAUGUUUAUCUGCCUUCAUGAAAUUAAAAGAGAAAUUAAUGAUUGCUCCUGUGAUUGUAACUCCUGAUUGGUCUUUACCUUUUGAGCUAAUGUGUGAUGCUAGUGAUGCAGCUGUGGGAGCAGUUCUAGGGCAAAGGCGAGAUAAGGUGUUUCAGGCUAUUUACUAUACAAGUAAAACCUUGGAUGAUGCACAGUGUAAUUACACCGUUACAGAGAAGGAAUUACUUGCUGUUAUCUUUGCAUUUGAUAAAUUUCGUUCUUAUUUGAUAAUGUCCAGAGUUGUUGUCUUUACUGACCAUUCUGCCAUCACGUAUUUGUUGUCAAAACAGGAUGCUAAACCAAGGAUUAUACGAUGGAUUCUUCUUCUCCAGGAAUUUGAUGUAGAAAUUAGAGACAAGAAAGGGAGUGAGAAUGUCGUAGCAGAUCAUUUGUCUCGACUGGAUGUUUCAGUGAGGGAACCCACAAUGAAAGAGAUCAAGGAUUCUUUUCCUGAUGAGAAGCUCCUCGCAAUCUCUAAAGCACCUUGGUAUGCAAAUUUUGUAAAUUAUCUGGCAGGAGGUGCAUUUCAGAGAGUGAGGUUAAUGAGAUUCUUAAUCAUUGCCAUUCUAGGGAGGAAAGAUUGGUCUUUGAAAUUGGGUGAUGCACUCUGGGCUUAUCGCACUACUUUCAAAACCCCUAUUGGUAUGUCUCCUUAUCGUUUGGUUUUUGGUAAAGCAUGUCACUUACCCGUUGAGCUUGAACACAAGGCCUACUGGGCCUUGAAGUUCUUAAACUUUGAUUCGCAGGUCAUAGGUGAGAAGAGAUUGUUGCAACUCAAUGAAUUGGACGAGUUACGUUUUGAGGCAUUUGAAAAUGCCAAGUUAUACAAAGUACGCACUAAGAAGUGGCAUGAUACACACAUUUAUCAUAGGAGUUUCCAGGCAGGAGAUAGGAUUUUGAUCUACAACUCUCGGUUGCGACUAUUUCUUGAAAAAUUGAAAUCCAGAUGGUAUGGCCCCUACACUGUGGUCAAAGUUCUCCCGUUUGGAGUUCUAGAAGUGUCCAAGCAUAGAGAAGAACCUUUCCGUAUCAAUGGGCUGAGAGCGAAGCUAUAUAUAGAGAAUCGCCGCGUCAAUGCGGGGCGAUUUCUUCUUCUGUCAUGCAUGGGCCUAGGAGUGCGUCUAAGCACUGCGAAGACUGGCUACAUCUGCAAUGGGGAGUUUAUACUGGUCCCACCCCACGCACUCGCCAGAGAGGAGCCAGCCGUACCUGAGCAGCAGCCUGAGCCUCCUCUUGCUUAUGAGGAUGGUGAGUUUCAUGACUCUCCAAUGGAGCCACCCUCAUCUCCUGUUCCCGCUCACCAUCUAGAUCUACAGUGGUUGCACAAACAUAUUGAUGAGAGGAUGGAUAGGUACGAGACUCAAAUGGCUGAGUAUUUUGCAUCAAUCCAUCAACGCCUUGACCAGCAGGAGACCCAGAUUGCAGAGUUGCUCCGCUUGUUCCAGCAUCAUUUCCCCCCUCCCCAAAGAGAGGAAGAGAUAAAAAUAUCUGAUAAUAAAUCAGAUAGUCGUGAAGUGAUGGAUAGUGAUGUGGCACAAGUUGUUGAGAGUCCUCAGAAGGAAAAUGUAAAAGCUGGCGGUGACACGGGGGAUGAACAGGCAAAUAAAAGGGAACAUUUACAGGGACAUGGGAUUGAUUCAGUAACUACAAUGAUGGAUGAGGACCAGUUUGAGCGAUCUUUGAAAGAUCAAGGGAGGAAUGAUGAGCAUGUGGAUUCAAACCUACCUUUGGGUUCAGAUAAUGUACAGCCCCCAGUUGGUGAUAAUGAAGAGAAUUUUGAAAAUUCAUCUGGGAUGUAUUCAACAGAGUGUAAUUCAGAGGGGCAUUUAAGUCAUACAAACAAGCAGUCUGCUUCAUCUUUUAGUUUUUCUUCACCUGUUUACUCUCCUGUUACUUCUCCACAAAAGCCUAGGCAUAAAAAUGCCAUGCGAGAUAUGUCUGCAGAAUUAUUGCAUUUAGUUGAUUCUGCUAUCAUGGGGAAACCUGAAGGUAUGGAGAAGCUGAAGAAUAUUGCAAGCGGUGUAGAAACUUUUGGGAGUGGUGAAGAAAUGGAGAGAGCAUCUUUUUUAAUAGUAGAUUCACUUCUUGCGACAAUGGGUGGUGUUGAAAGUUUUGAAGAAGAUGGUGAUAAUCCUCCUAGUGUAAUGCUGAACUCUCGGGCAGCCAUUGUGGCAGGCGAACUGAUUCCUUGGCUUCCUUAUGCAGGUGAUUCUGAUGUUCUAAUGUCUCCUAGGACACGAAUGGUUAGGGGACUACUUGCCAUAUUACGGGCGUGCACUAGAAACAGAGAAAUGUGCUCAAUGGCUGGUCUGUUAGGAGUGCUGUUGAGAACAGCAGAAAAAAUUUUCACAGUCGAUGUUGGCUUAAAUGGGCAAAUAAGGUGGGAUGGAACUCCUUUGUGCCACUGCAUACAAUACUUGGCUGGGCAUUCUCUUAAUGUUAGUGAUCUUCAUAGAUGGUUUCAAGUCAUUACAAGGACGCUUACCACAAUUUGGGCUUCACGCUUGAUGCUUGCAAUGGAAAAAGCAAUAAGUGAAAAAGAAUCUUGGGGACCGGCUUGCACUUUUGAGUUUGAUGGUGAAAGUUCUGGUUUGCUCGGUCCAGGUGAGAGUCGCUGGCCAUUUAUCAAUGGGUAUGGAUUUGCAACUUGGAUCUACAUUGAAUCAUUUGCGGACGCAUUAAAUACAGCUACAGUUGCUGCUGCAAUUGCUGCAGCUGCAUCAGCUAAGUCAGGUAAAUCAUCAGCUAUGUCAACUGCUGCAGCAGCUAGUGCACUUGCUGCUGAAGGUACCAUACACAUGCCACGGUUAUUCAGUUUUUUAUCUGCUGAUAAUCAUGGUAUAGAGGCUUAUUUUCACGCUCAAUUUUUGGUUGUUGAAAUUGGUUGUGGAAAGGGAAAGAGAUCUGCUUUACAUUUUACAUAUCCAUUCAAACCACAGUGCUGGUACUUCAUUGGUCUUGAGCACGCCAGCAAACAUGGAAUUCUUGGGAACGCAGAAAAUGAAAUUAGGUUAUAUGUAGAUGGUACUUUAUAUGAAAUUCGUCCUUUCGAGUUUCCUAGGAUUUUCAAACCCCUCUCAUUUUGCUGCAUAGGAACUAACCCUCCUCCUACUAUGGCUGGUUUGCAACGCCGUCGCCGUCAAUGCCCUUUGUUUGCUGAGAUGGGCCCUGUUUACAUAUUCAAGGAACCAAUUGGCCCAGAAAGGAUGGCACGCUUGGCUUCUAGAGGAGGAGAUGUAGUACCUUCUUUUGGUAACGCAGCAGGGCUACCAUGGCUUGCAACAAAUGCCCAUGUACAGAGCAAGGCAGAGGAGAGUGUUCUUUUAGAUGCAGAUAUUGGAGAUUUCAUUCACCUACUCUAUCAUCCUUGUUUGCUUAAUGGGCGUUUCUGUCCAGAUGCUUCCCCUUCUGGUGCUGCAGGAAUACUUCGACGUCCAGCAGAGAUUCUUGGGCAAGUCCAUGUUGCUACACGAAUUAGACCUGUGGAUGCUUUGUGGGCUUUGGCAUAUGGUGGUCCUUUAUCUUUGCUUCCCUUAGCAAUAAGCAAUGUACAUGAGGAUACUCUAGAACCACGACAAGGGAGUUUUUCUUUGUCUGUAGCCACUGCAUCUCUUGCUGGUCCAAUAUUUCGAAUUAUAUCAGCGGCUAUUCAACAUCCAAAGAACAAUGAAGAGUUGGUUCUUUGUAGAGGGCCUGAGGUUCUUUCAAAGAUUUUAAAUUAUCUUCUUCAAACCCUAUCUUCACUUUGUGAUGGAAAACAUGAUGGUGUAGGGGAUGAGGAACUUGUUGCUGCAGUUGUCUUGCUUUGUCAAUCUCAGAAGAUCAACCAUAUGCUUAAAGUGCAGCUCUUUUCUACAUUGUUGCUGGAUUUAAAAAUUUGGAGCUUAUGUAGUUAUGGAAUACAAAAGAAGCUUCUAUCAUCACUUUCUGACAUGGUUUUCACCGAGUCAGUAGUGAUGCGAGAAGCCAAUGCCAUUCAAAUGCUUCUUGAUGGAUGUAGAAGAUGCUAUUGGACUGUUGCUGAAAAAGCUUCUGUGAAUACUUUUUCUAUAACUGGAGCAACAAGAUUGAUAGGCGAAGUCAAUGCUUUGGUCGAUGAGCUCUUAGUGGUAAUUGAACUUCUAGUAGUGGCAGCCUCUCCUUCAUUGGUCACAAAUGAUGUCCGGUGUUUACUUAGGUUCAUGGUUGACUGUCCACAACCUGGUCAGAUUGCUAGGGUGUUACAUCUCUUCUACAGGUUGGUCAUUCAGCCAAAUAUAGCUAGGUCUCACUCAUUUGUAGAAGCAUUCCUAGCAUGUGGUGGGAUAGAAAUACUUCUUGUUCUGCUCCAAAGAGAAGCUAAAGCUGGAGAAAGUGUUGUUUUGGAAUCGUUGUCAAAGUGUCCUGAAUUUCAGAAAAGUGAAUCUGAUGGUAGCAGUGAAAUUGCACAAACAUGUCAGGAUUGCGAAGGAUUGGAUGGGAAAAUUGGAGCCUUACAAGACAACGACCAAGGUUCUCAAUCUGUUGAUAGUGACAGUAACAUUGAUCUGGGUUCUCCUGAUGUGAAUAUUGAAAGGAUGCCAUUUACCUCUGAAAUUCCAUCUGUCAAGAAUUUGGGAGGCAUAAGUCUAUCUAUUAGUGCUGACAGUGCUAGAAAAAAUGUUUAUAAUGUUGAUAAAAGUGAUGGUAUUGUUGUUGGGAUUAUAGGUGUCUUGGGUGCUUUAGUAGCUUCUGGGCAUCUGAGGUUUGGUUCUCAUGCAGGUCCUGAUACAACAAGCAACCUAUUGGGUAUUGGACUGCAUGAGGGAGGUAGUACAAUGUUUGAUGAUAAGGUUUCUCUUCUAUUUUAUGCCUUACAAAAGGCUUUCCAAGCAGCACCCAAUAGGCUAAUGACAGACAAUGUCUACACAGCUUUAUUGGCAGCCUCGAUCAAUGCUUCUUCAACAGAGAAUGGAAUGAACUUACAUGAUUCUGGUCUUCGCUUUGAGCAUUCACAACUUUUAUUGGUACUUUUGCAUUCCCUUCCAUUUGCACCUAGGCCUCUGCAGAGCCGAGCACUACAGGAUCUUCUAUUUUUGGCAUGCAGUCAUCCUGAAAAUAGAGAGAGUUUGACAAAUAUGAAAGAAUGGCCUGAAUGGAUUCUGGAGGUACUAAUAUCAAACUAUGAGUUGGGUCCAAGCAAAACAUCCGAUUCAACAAGCCUAUGGGACAUAGAGGACAUUAUACAUAAAUUCUUUAUCAUCAUGCUAGAGCAUUCAAUGCGCGGAAAGGAUGGAUGGAAGGAUAUUGAAGCAACAAUUCAUUGUGCAGAAUGGCUUUCUGUUAUAGGUGGAUCUAGUACAGGAGAACAGCGAAUUAGACGUGAAGAAUCAUUACCUAUAUUUAAGAGAAGACUCUUGGGUGGCUUGCUGGACUUUGCUGCUAAAGAAUUGCAGGUCCAGACCCAAAUCAUUGCUGCGGCUGCUGCUGGUGUUGCAGCUGAAGGUUUGUCUCCAAAUGCUGCAAAGGCAGAAGCUGAGAAUGCUACUCAGAUGUCUGUGGCUUUAGCAGAGAAUGCCAUUGUGAUGCUUAUGCUUGCAGAGGAUCAUUUACGGUCACAGAGCAAACAAUCCUCUUCUUUACGUACUGCAGAUGGCUCUCCAUCUCCCCUCUCUCUGUUUUAUCCAAUCCAUAACAACUCAUCAUCACUAUCAACAAUUGGAGAAUCAACAGAAGUUAUGGGUGAUCGCACAUCAUCAUCUAGCAACUCUGGAGGAAUCUCUAUAGAUGUCCUUUCUUCAAUGGCUGAUGCAAAUGGUCAGAUCUCUACUUCAGUUAUUGAAAGGCUUGCUGCAGCAGCUGCAGCUGAUCCAUAUGAAUCUGUUUCUAGUGCUUUUGUAUCAUAUGGUUCCUGUGCUAAGGAUUUAGCUAUUGGGUGGAAAUAUAGGAGCCGUUUGUGGUAUGGUGUUGGGCUUCCCUCAAAUACAGCUUUAUUUGGUGGUGGUGGGAGUGGAUGGGAUUUUUGGAAGUGCUUUCUGGAGAAAGAUGCUGAUGGCUACUGGGUUGAGCUUCCUUUGGUGAAGAAAUCCAUGGCAAUGCUCCAAGCAUUAUUGCUAGAUGAGUCUGGGCAUGGUGGUGGUCUUGGUAUAGGUGGAGGGUCAGGUACUGGAAUGGGAGCAAUGACUGCAUUAUACCAGCUUUUAGACAGUGACCAGCCAUUCUUGUGUAUGCUUCGGAUGGUUCUUCUAUCGAUGAGGGAAGAUGAUGACGAGGAAGAACAUAUGCUGACGAAAACUGCAAGUAUUGAGGAUGCAAUGCCUGAAGGAAGGAAACAAUGCUCAGGACUUUUGUGGAGUGUGCUCUCACCUGUUCUCAACAUGCCAAUUUCUGAUUCUAAGAAACAAAGAGUCUUUGUAGCAUCUUGUGUGCUUUAUUCCGAGGUAUACCAUGCUGUCAGCAUAGACCGAAAACUUCUUCGUAAAAGGUACCUUGAGGCUAUUUUACCACCAUUUAUUGCUGUACUAAGGAGGUGGCAACCCAUUUUGGUCGGAAUUCAUGAACUUGCAACUGCUGAUGGUUUGAAUCCUCUUAAUGUGGCUGAUGGUGCACUAUUUGCUGAUGCCCUGCCAGUUGAGGUAGUUUAAUUUGCUUAUGUUUAUAUAUGUGCACAAACUGAAACAUUUAUAUGUACAUGCAUGAUAGAUACACAAUUGCAUUUCUUUCAGGCUGCCCUUGCUAUGAUAUCCCCUGCCUGGGCUGCUGUUUUUGCAUCUCCACCUGCUGCAAUGGCUUUGUCUAUGAUUGCAGCUGGUACUUCAGGUGGUGAAACUGCUCCUUCAACAAAUUCUCAGCUUAGGCGUGAAACCUCAUUGAUGGAACGAAAACAGGCACGGCUUCAUACAUUUUCAAGCUUUCAAAAACCUUUAGAAGUCCCUAACAAAAUACCCCCCCUACCAAAGAACAAAGCUGCUGCAAAAGCUGCUGCAUCAGCAGCUGCUCGUGAUUUUCAACGAUUUUCAAGGGUUGGUUCUGGAAGAGGUCUUAGUGCUGUUGCAAUGGCUACAUCUGCACAGCGAAGGAAUGCUGGUGAUAUGGAGCGGGUUAAUAGGUGGAAUAUUACUGAAGCAAUGGGAGUUGCCUGGAUGGAAUGUCUGCAUCCAGUGGAUACAAAGUCAGUAUAUGAGAAAGAUUUCAAUGUUUUGUCAUAUAAAUUUAUUGCUGUUCUUGUUGCCAGUCUUGCCCUAGCACGGAAUAUGCAGCGGUCUGAGAUUGACAGGUGUGCUCAUGUAGAUACAAUAUCUCGGCAUCGUAUCAGCACUGGCAUUCGUGCUUGGCGUAAACUUAUUCGCCAGUUAAUUGAGAUGAGAAGUCUUUUUGGUCCUUUUGCAGAUCAUUUGUACUUCCCGCCUCGUGUUUUCUGGAAGCUAGAUUUUAUGGAAAGUUCUUCCCGGAUGAGAAGAUGUAUGAGGAGGAAUUACUUGGGGUCUGAUCAUUUAGGUUCUGCUGCCAACUACGAGGAUUAUUCAGGGGAGAAUAAUGAUCAGAGCACUCCAGUUUUUUCACCAGAAGCAAUCUCAAUAGAGGCUGUAAAUGAGAAUGAAGAACAGUUGGAAAAUGAAAAUUUGGCUGUUAGGGUUGAUCAUAUAGAAGAUAAAGUAGAGAAUCAACUUAGAUUUUCCAAAGAAGCUGAGAAAAUUGUACAAGAGUCUCCCAAUUCUAAUGCCAUUCAACUUGAAAGUGGUGGAGGUGUUGUUCAAAGUUCUUCAACCUUUGCACCUGGUUAUGUUCCAAGUGAGCUUGAUGAAAGAAUUGUUAUUGAGCUACCAUCGUCAAUGGUCCAGCCACUUAGAGUUCUACAAGGAACUUUUCAAGUAACCAGUAGGAGGAUAAAUUUUAUAGUUGAUAAUAUUGAGACGAGCACUGCGAUGGAUGGUUUGAAUUUUGGCUCUGAGGCAGGUGACCAAGAAAAGGAUCGCAGUUGGUUAAUGUCAUCUCUUCAUCAAAUUUAUAGUCGAAGAUAUCUUCUUAGAAGAAGUGCAUUGGAGCUAUUUAUGGUGGACCGUUCAAACUUCUUCUUUGAUUUUGGGAGUAGUGAGGGGAGAAGAAAUGCAUAUCAAGCAAUUGUUCACGCACAACCUCCUCAUUUAAACAAUAUAUAUUUAGCUACUCAGAGGCCUGAACAACUUUUGAAAAGAAUUCAGCUUAUGGAGCGCUGGGCUAGGUGGGAGAUUAGUAAUUUUGAAUAUCUAAUGCAACUCAAUACAUUGGCUGGGCGUAGUUAUAAUGAUAUAACCCAGUAUCCAGUUUUCCCCUGGAUUCUUUCUGAUUACAGUUCAGAGAGCUUGGAUCUUUCUAAUCCCUCUUCUUAUCGGGAUCUUUCAAAGCCUGUUGGUGCACUGAACCCGGAUCGUCUGAAAAAAUUUCAAGAGAGAUAUGCUAGCUUUGAUGAUCCCAUCAUUCCUAAAUUCCAUUAUGGAUCACACUACUCUAGUGCAGGAAUAGUUUUGUAUUAUCUUGUUAGGGUUGAACCAUUCACUACCCUUGCAAUCAAACUGCAAGGUGAAAAAUUUGAUCAUGCAGAUCGGAUGUUUUCUGAUAUUUCUGCUACUUGGAAUGGAGUUCUUGAAGACAUGAGUGAUGUAAAGGAAUUGGUUCCUGAGCUAUUUUACCUCCCUGAGGUCUUCACAAAUGAAAAUUCAAUUGAUUUUGGAACAACACAAUUGGGAGGAAAGCUUGAUACUGUAAGACUUCCUGCAUGGGCUGAGAGUCCAGUUGAUUUUGUUCACAAGCAUAGGAUGGCUCUAGAGAGUGAGUAUGUAUCUUCUCAUUUACAUGAGUGGAUUGACCUCAUAUUUGGGUAUAAGCAACAGGGCAAAGAGGCUAUUGCAACAAAUAAUGUUUUCUUUUAUAUAACCUAUGAAGGGACAGUGGACAUUGAUAAAAUAUCUGACCCAGUGCAACAGCGUGCCACACAAGAUCAGAUUGCUUAUUUUGGACAAACACCAUCCCAACUUCUGACAGUUCCUCACUUGAAGAAGAUGCCAUUAUCAGAAGUUCUGCAUUUGCAGACAAUAUUCCGCAACCCAAAAGUAGUCAAACCAUAUGUUGUUCCAUCCCCUGAACUCUGCAAUCUACCUGCGGCUGCCAUCCACGCAUCUUCAGAUAUGGUUGUAGUUGUUGAUUUGAAUGCACCAGCAGCUCAUGUGGCACAGCACAAGUGGCAACCCAAUACACCUGACGGCCAGGGUACUCCAUUCCUCUUUCAGCAUGGAAAGGUUACAUCAGGCUCUGCUGGUGGGACACUUAUGCGCAUGUUCAAAGGUCCUGGGACUGGUGAACAGUGGCAAUAUCCUCGAGCAUUGGCUUUUGCUGUUUCUGGAAUUAGAAGCCAAGCUAUAGUUUCUAUAACAUGUGACAAAGAAAUUAUUACUGGCGGGCAUGCUGAUAACAGUAUUAGGGUAAUAUCCUCAGAUGGAGCAAAAACCUUAGAAACAGCCUAUGCACACUGUGCUCCUGUAACUUGCCUUGGUCUUUCACCGGAUAGUAACUACUUGGUAACAGGAUCCCAAGAUACAACAGUAUUAAUAUGGAGAAUACAUAGAGCAGUUACAUCUCGCUCAAGUGUCAUAUCAGAAUCUUCUACUGGGACUGGCACAAUGCCUUCAACCAGCAGUAGUUCUUCAUCACAUUUGUUGAUAGAAAAGAAUCGAGGACAUCGUAUUGAGGGUCCUGUACAAGUACUUCGGGGGCACCACAGUGAAAUACUCAGCUGUUGUGUCAGCUCAGAUCUUGGAAUAGUUGUUUCAUGCUCCCAUUCAUCAGAUGUUCUCUUGCACUCUAUAAGAAAGGGACGUUUAAUCAGAAGGCUGGAUGGUGUGGUGGCCAAUACUGUCUGCCUUUCCUCAGAAGGGGUUGUCAUGGCUUGGGAUGAAUUGCAGCAUAUUCUCAGUACCUUUACACUUAAUGGUGUUCUGAUUGCUAAAACAGAAUUAUCUAUCUCUAGCAGCAUUAGUUGCAUGGAAAUUUCUGUCGAUGGGAGGUUUGCUUUGAUUGGAAUAAGUUCUCGAGAGAAUGGAACCUAUAAUAACAAUUGGAAUUUUCAAUUGAAUAAGUCAGGUAUUGUCGAUUUUUAUUCAGAAUCACAAGAAACACAAGAAAGCAACAGAAUAAAUGCUGCAUCACCAUCAAUCUGCUUCCUGGAUUUGCACACUUUGGAGGUAUUUCAUGUAUUGCAGAUGAGAGAAGGACAAGAUAUCACAGCUCUUGCUCUAAAUAAGGAUAACACAAAUCUUUUGGUUUCAACUUUGGAUAAACAAUUGAUUAUCUUCACUGAUCCAACUUUGAGCUUGAAAGUAGUCGAUCAAAUGCUCAAGCUUGGCUGGGAAGGUGAUGGACUUAGGCACCUCAUAAAAUGAUAGCCUUUAGGGCAUUGGAAAGUGGAUUACAGAUCUAUUUUACAUAGUAACUAUUAGGAAAAUAGGAUGGGGUUAUAGGUUUCCCGUUUGUAAGCAUGAUGGUUUCAUCUCUAUGGUUUAGAGAUGUCUUGUAUCAUAUGUAACAACUAACACUUACCCCCAUACUAGUACUAGGUUAUUAGAUUUAGCAUAGGAUUGUUUGCUUUACCAGUCAUGCUGAAGUAUUAAUAUCCGACAAGCUUUUUAC